Histoplasma capsulatum G186AR is the source of this 3753-nucleotide messenger RNA. Its product is annotated as type I inositol-1,4,5-trisphosphate 5-phosphatase. The transcript has 6 exons. Gene Ontology annotation, molecular function: protein binding; phosphatidylinositol-4,5-bisphosphate 5-phosphatase activity. The record is from RefSeq and is a predicted model, not a curated record. The coding region runs from base 1 to 3753 and encodes 1250 amino acids. Gene Ontology annotation, biological process: phosphatidylinositol dephosphorylation. NCBI's taxonomy places the organism in Eukaryota, Fungi, Ascomycota, Eurotiomycetes, Onygenales, Ajellomycetaceae.
AUGGAGGCAAAGCACAACGAGCGCCCUGAUGGGAAUGGCACCGACGAGGACUCUAUUAAACCUGUUUCUUCCCUCCUCUCCCACUUCGAAAACCUUGCUCACCUUAACCCCAAGUCGCAUCCCACUGCGGCUUCAACUCAUGAAUCCCGCUCCGCCUUCCUAGAAACCCCAAACGUCGUCACUAGUCGUGCUUCCUUAGAUCUCCCACGCCCGGAUCCCUCAAACUGGUCGUCAUCUUCUUCUUCUUCCCAUGCGCGCUCCGCUGCUCACUCCCCUUCGUCGUCCAGAUGGCUUCACACUGCCAGGCACAAUCAUGCUAGUGUUACGGCUACGAACGCAGAUGGGUUUCCAGGAAGACGGAUGCCGGCUAGGCCAGUGUCCAUGAAUGUCUCAUCCGCACAGUGGAAAGCUCCAGUCCUCACUAUAGAUACUCCCCGCACUGCUUCCCAGACCUGUGUCAUUCCCGCCACCGAGAAUCGCAACAGGGAAAUACGAACGGUCCCGGAACCUCCCCCGCCGCGUAGGCCACCUAGCAGUCAGAGUCGUCCGUCGAGCAGACCAUGUACCCCCGUAACCGAUUCCUCAGGCGUGGUAAUUUGGGCAGAGGGCAGAGCUCGUGAUGCCAAAAACGGCCUCAAAGCUGCGUCUCUCCCACCACCUGUCAAUAGAGCGGAAAAGCCCAAAAUCCCCGCCACUACCAAAAACACCGCCGCUGUUCCUCGUUGGGAGAACGCGAAAUCUCUUGCGCCAGCGUCGGAAAGGAUCUCAGUCGGUGUUGAAGCCUCACCAUUCAGUACCCCUCCAAGUAGUCCAGAAAAAGCUCCCCCGAGUACCAUAGCGACAAACGGUGAUUCCUCGAAUCGCAUUCCCCCGCUCUACUCCACUGCUGAGCGCGGACCUCGCAGAGCUUUCCCCGACCCUACCCCGUUUCGAUAUCCUCAUCGAUCCGCGACUUUCGAGGCUGAGCAUGACGGUUCAUCCGGCCCGAGAAGCGCAACGCCGGUAUUAACACGCGACAUUAAACACCCCCCUCCGCCGAUUCCAAUGAAACGGAGUGAGACCGAUCUUUCGGGACGAAGGAGCGCCAGGGACCCCCGGGACAAACAAUUUACCAGCGAUAAUCUAGAGGAUCGACCGGGCCUGCCACCCCGCACCCAAGCGCGAAUAUCUCGUCGAGGUGCUCCCUCGCAGACUGGAAUGCAACAGUCUUCUGACCUCGCACCCAGACGCUCCUUUGAUAUCCUCUCCAGACCAACUAUCACAUCAAAUUUCUCCGUCCGUGUUGGAAGCGAGCAAACCGAUCCAUAUUUCCCUCCGCCACCGCAAAGAGACACAGCUGUGCUUGGUGGCCGAAUACAUGCUAACAGCAAGACCCAACCACCCCCUACCCCGACACAGUUUGCACGAUCACCUAUGCGCUCAGUGGAAUGCCUUUCGACACCCCCUGCUUCCAACCAACGUCAGACCAGUAGAUCCACUCGCAUUGAGUCAGAGGAAUCAGAGCCGCCCUUCGACGAUGCGCCAAUCCCUCGUACAGACUACCCUGAUUUUUCUAACACCAAUCGUCGCCCACCGAUAUUCAAAAGCGGAACAAGGGGUAUUCAUACCAAGCAUGAUGUGCGAGUUUUUGACGUUUGUGGGAACUAUGCAUGCACGACGGGGUACUUUACUCGAGUCUGGGACCUGGUAAGUGGGGAGCAAAUUUUAGGAUUGAAUCAUGGGGAAACUGUCAAAGGUUUAUGUAUUGCAUUUAAACCAGGAAAUACAAUGGACGAUGAGGGAAAACUACUUUGGCUGGGAACGAAUGCGGGGGAGAUCCAUGAGGUUGAUAUUCAAACACAAUCGAUCGUUUCGUCGCGGACGUUACCGUCACGGAGAGAAAUUAUCAAGAUCUAUCGGCAUAAAAAGGAACUUUGGACGCUUGACGAUGAGGGCAAACUACUCCUCUGGCCUCCAGAUGAAUCGGGUUCGCCUAAUCUUCAAUACAGCUACAGCCACCCAUACGAUCGAGUUGCGAAGGGCCACACUUUCUCGAUGGUUGUUGGAGACCUGUUGUGGCUCGCAUCCGGCAAGGAAGUGCGGGUUUAUCGUCCCAAUUCUAAAGAUGCGGAUUUCCAAGUCCUCAAGGGACCGUUCGGGAAAUCAGAUGCUGGCGAAAUCACGUCGGGCACCACUAGUCCCAAAGACGGUGGCCUCGUAUACCUUGGACAUGCUGAUGGGAAAGUUUCGAUUUACUCUGCGCAGGAUUACUCAUGUCGAGCAACGUUGAACGUGAGCUUAUAUAAAAUCAAUUGCCUGGCGAUGGUUGGUGAUUACCUCUGGGCGGGCUAUAAGACAGGCAUGAUCUAUGUCUACGAUGUUUCUACUUCACCAUGGACCGUGAAGAAGGACUGGCAGGCGCAUGACCAAGCUGUCUGUGGGCUGUUGCUGGAUUCCAGUAGCGUUUGGACUGUUAAUCGACUGCAAGCUGUUUCGCUUGGGACGGAUAAUUAUAUUCGGCUAUGGGACGCUAUGCUUGAGGACGACUGGCUUGAAGCCCGAAUGCAUGACAGGGACGUCGAGUACUGUCAUUUCCGUGAAAUAACCGCGGCCGUUCUUACGUGGAAUGCAGGAGCAACCGUCCCGGGCAAUUUGCGGGAUAGAAAGUUCAUCCGAGACGUUGUCCACCCUGAAAGUCCUCCGGAUAUUUUGGUUUUUGGGUUUCAGGAGCUUGUGGACCUGGAAAACAAAAAAAUUACUGCUAAGAGUAUCCUCAUGAGCAGCAAGAAGAAAGACAGUGCAGAUAAGGAACACAUGAGCCGGCAGUAUCGUGUUUGGAAAGAUUAUCUUGCUUCUUGUAUACAUGAUAUAAUGCCUCUUGAUCAGCCCUACGUCCUCCUCCACACUUCAAACCUCAUCGGUCUAUUCACAUGCGUGUUCAUCAAACAAGAAGAGCGUCAAAGAAUCAGAGGCGUCAGUGCAACGGAGGUGAAGCGCGGCAUGGGCGGACUGCACGGCAAUAAGGGUGCUCUUGUUUUCCGCUUCAUCCUCGACGAUAGCUCUCUCUGCUUCAUAAACUGCCAUCUAGCAGCCGGCCAAUCCCAAACUACCCACCGCAACAAUGACAUUGCAGCAAUUCUUGAAAGCAGUUCCCUGCCACCCGAAUCAAGCUACUCGUCACGCAUCGACCUCUUCGUCGGUGGUGGCGAUGGCACUAUGAUCCUUGACCACGAAAUCUGCAUCCUAAAUGGCGAUCUAAACUACCGUAUCGAUUCUAUGCCCCGCAACACCGUCAUCGAAGCCGUUAAGGCUCGCAAUCUUCCCAAACUCCUCGACCGCGACCAACUUCUUGCCUCCCGCCGCAAAAACCCCGGUUUCCGCCUCCGCGCCUUCAACGAGGCACCCAUCACUUUUGCACCGACGUAUAAAUACGACGUUGGCACCGACCAAUAUGAUUCUAGUGAGAAGAAGCGGUCGCCGGCUUGGUGUGAUCGGCUACUUUAUCGGGGCGUUGGGAGAAUCAAACAGCUGGAGUACCGCCGGCAUGAAGUCAAGGUAUCAGAUCAUCGCCCCGUCAGCGGCCUGUUUAAGAUGCGCAUCAAAACUAUCUCCCCAGAUAAACGGACGAAUGUGUGGGUAGCGUGUCAGGAGGAGUUUCGGAAGGAGAAGCGGAGGUUGGCGACGGAUGCUAGUAUCGACUACCUCGUUCGCAUUCUUGGCCUCGAUCCCCAAGAGGCCCGAUCGUUAAUAUCUACUACGCCUGGAACUAAAUAA